Molecule: messenger RNA, 270 nt
Organism: Hyaloscypha bicolor E
Lineage: Eukaryota; Fungi; Ascomycota; Leotiomycetes; Helotiales; Hyaloscyphaceae
Exons: 1
Source: RefSeq, a predicted model, not a curated record
UAUAUCACCCUUAGCCACUGUUGGGGACAAUUGCAGUUGAUCACUCUUACGAAUAGCAACAUCGUCACAUUCCAGGAAGGGCUUGAAAUAAGGAAACUACCGAAGACCUUCCGUGAUGCAAUCUACGUUGCCCAGAGAUUGACAGUACAGUAUAUCUGGAUCGACUCUCUUUGCAUUGUCCAGGAUUCAGAAGAUGAUCGGAAGAGAGAAUCUGCUCUUAUGAUGAGCGUGUUUGCGGAGGCUUUCUGCAACAUUGCUGCCACUGCAGCA